This is a messenger RNA of Aspergillus glaucus CBS 516.65, 446 nucleotides long. RefSeq lists its product as uncharacterized. Lineage: Eukaryota; Fungi; Ascomycota; Eurotiomycetes; Eurotiales; Aspergillaceae. The transcript has a single exon. The record is from RefSeq and is a predicted model, not a curated record. The coding region runs from base 20 to 313 and encodes 97 amino acids.
CGGACAUGCAAACGCCUUCAUGCUUGCAUUUAACUUAAUCCGUCCGUGGGGCCAGAUUAGUUCCAUCGGUGUUCAUACCGAGGAACUCCCUCUGAACGGUCUUCUGUGCUACGGCAAGAACGUGACCAUGGCUUUUGGCCGGUGUCCCGUUCGAAGUGUGUUCGAUGAAGCGUUGGUAGAGUUCGAAAAACUGCACCCCAAGCUUGCCUUCUUGACCGGUGAGAUCAUGUCGCUUGAAGAUGCUCCCCAGGCUUACAAGGACUUCGAAGCUCGCAAGAUCCAUAAGGCCGUUUUCAAGCUACCCAGAAUGUGACAUGGUCCUUGCGAGUUUGCGGUUUUCCUAAGGGCAGCCCUUGGCACGCCCGUAGCUCUUAACUGGUGCUCCCAUCUUGUGUAAAUACAUAGGUGUUCUGAAGUCUUUACCCACUACCCCACUUUGAAAUCAC